CCGCGCGGGCGCGCCCGCGCGCCGCGCGGCGCCCGCGGGUGCCGAGGCCGCCCGCGUGCCCCGGUGGCUGCGAGAGAGGACUCCCAGAGGGAGCUGGCGAUGCGGAGGCCGAGGGCAAAAACUUCCAAUGCGCACGCAACAGGUACGACAUCGCGCUGCAGCUGCUGAUAGAGGCUGGCAUGCCCAUAUCGGACGAGGUAGCCGGCAUCCACAUGCGCAUCGGUGCCGCAUGCCGUGAGCAGGGGGCUUUUGACGACGCCUUGCGCGCGUACGACGCGGCAUCCGAGGUUCUGGAGACGCAAGGACAGCUCCAGUCCGUCGCGGCGGCAGGGGUCCACAUGAAGCGGGGCAUCGUGCUGGAGUCCAUGAGGAACAAGCGCCGCGAGGCGUCGCACGCGUACAUGCGGGCGCGUGAUCUCCUGUCAGCGCAUGUCGAAGUUGAGCAAACACCAGCAAGGGCGCCACGCUCCUCAGCCGCAUGGGCACCCUCUACGCCGCGAGCGGCAUGCCCGAGGACGCGCUGCACGUGUACGCGGAGGCGCGGCAGGCCCUCGCAGCCGAGGGGGCCCUGGACACACCCGCCGCCACGGACCUCCUGGCCAACAUCGGCCGCAUGCAGGCUGCGUCCGGGCGGCUCGAGGAGGCGCUGACUACGUACCUGCAGGUGCGCGAGCGUCUCCAGGCUGGAAACAGGCUGGCCUCCGCCGAUGGCGCGGCCAUCCUGGCCGACAUCGGGGACCUGCACGGCAGGAUGGGCCAGCUGCCCGAGGCGCUGGGAGCCUACGGCGAGGCCCGCCGCGCCCUGGAGGGCGUCGGGCUCCUCGGCUCCAAGGCCGGCGCGCGCGUCCUCGUGAAGCUGGGCGAGCUGCGCGAGAAGCUCGGGGACGGCGAGGCCGCCAUGGAGAGCUUCAACGCCGCGGCCAGCAUCUACAUUGAAGUCAUGGGCCAGACGCGGGGGAACGAGAGGGCCGACAUUUACAAUCUGCUGCUGAAGGUGGGCUCCGAGAACCUGAGGCUGGGCAACGUCGACGCGGCCUUCAAGCAGCUGGGGGCAUCUAUGCGCCACUCCUCGGAUCGCAGGCUGACGUGGAGCGACGACGGCAUCGCGCUGGUCGUGGCAAUGGGCGAUGCCUUCUACAAGAUGCGGAGGUAUCCAGAGGCACUGAAACAUUAUGAGAGGGCAAAGCAGGCGAUCGAGAUGCGUGGAAAGGCCGCUGUGGACAUAUUCGCGGCCACGGAGCUUGGCAUUUCCUUGGAGGCGAAGACCGCCUGCACGCUCUCGAUGCUGGGGGUCGAGCCGACAGAAGUGAACAAUGAGGUCUGGCACCAGGAACAGGAGAAGGCCUUCGAGCAGCUCAACGGCGGCAAGGCCCGCGAAAGGAGGCCGAGCCGAAAGGAGCGGGAGCUGACGAAGAAACGGGAGCGGCGCCAGAAGCAGCUCGAGAGGGCGGAGCGUCUCCGCCGGCGAACCGAGCGCGAGGCGACGUCCUCGAUGCGCAGGGCAGCCGAGGAGGGGGCACAGCUCCAGCGCUCCGGCGAGGGGCGUGCGCACGUGCUGGCCUCCGACGACUCGGGCUAGGUGCCGCGGGGCGCACGCGGGCCGCCUCUGGAUGCCCGGCGGUGCCGUCGGAUGCGGGUGCCCCCGUGCUGGUAGGAAAAAACACGACCACUGCGCUGCUACGAUCAGGAUCAGAGAGAG
This is a messenger RNA of Prorocentrum cordatum, 1699 nucleotides long. The record is from the annotation of a GenBank genome assembly. NCBI's taxonomy places the organism in Eukaryota, Dinophyceae, Prorocentrales, Prorocentraceae.